Molecule: messenger RNA, 3348 nt
Organism: Cordyceps militaris CM01
Lineage: Eukaryota; Fungi; Ascomycota; Sordariomycetes; Hypocreales; Cordycipitaceae
Product: leucyl-tRNA synthetase
Exons: 2
Coding region: 1-3348 (1115 amino acids)
Biological process (GO): leucyl-tRNA aminoacylation
Molecular function (GO): ATP binding; leucine-tRNA ligase activity; aminoacyl-tRNA deacylase activity
Source: RefSeq, a predicted model, not a curated record
AUGGCCGACACUACCAAGGCCAUGGAUGGUCUUGCCAUUUCCAAGACAAAGGAGCUGAAAGGUACCGAGAAGCGAGAUUCGUUAAUCGCCGUCGAGAAGAAGUACCAGAAGAAAUGGGCCGAGGACGGCGUCUUCCACACUGAUGCGCCGACAAUCGAGGAGGUUCCCCUCCAUUCUAUUUCCGCGAGCGAGCUGCGAGAAAAACACCCCAAGUUCUUUGGCACGUCAGCCUACCCCUACAUGAACGGCACCAUGCACGCGGGCCACGCCCUGACUGUGUCCAAGGUCGAGUUCUCGGCCGGCGUAGCCCGCAUGCAGGGCAAGCGCGCCCUGUUCCCCAUGGGCUUCCACUGCACCGGCAUGCCCAUCAAGGCGUGCGCCGACAAGCUUGUCAAGGAGAUUGAACUCUUUGGUAGCGACUUUGCCGGCUACAACCCUGACGAGGAGGUGGUCGAGGAGGCGCCCAAGCCUGCCGCCAAGCAGAUCAAGGAGGACCCGACCAAGUUCAAAGCAACCAAGGGCAAGGCCAACGCCAAGACAAUCAAGGCCAAGUACCAGUUCCAGAUCAUGAAGUCGAUUGGUGUGCCAGUCGAGGACAUUCACAAAUUUGCGGACUCGCAACACUGGCUCCAGUACUUUCCGCCGCUCACCAUCCGCGACCUGACCGACUUUGGCUGCCGCAUCGACUGGCGCCGGACGUUUGUCACCACCGACGCCAACCCCUACUACGACGCCUUUGUCCGCUGGCAGAUGAACCGCCUCCGCGAGCUCAAGAAGAUCAAGUUUGGAAAGCGCUAUACCAUUUACUCCAUCAAGGACCGCCAGCCCUGCAUGGAUCACGACCGCUCCGAGGGCGAGGCUGUCAACCCCCAAGAGUACACCGCCCUGAAGCUCAAGGUCCUGCAAUGGUCUGAAAAGGCGGGCGAGCAGGUCAAGGCUGGCCUGCCUGCCGGCGCCAACGUCUUCCUCGUACCCGCCACAUUGCGACCCGAGACCAUGUACGGCCAGACGUGCUGCUUCGUCGGCCCCAAAAUCCAGUAUGGCAUCUACAAGGUCAACGAGACCGACUACUUCUUGAUCACCGAGCGUGCUGCCCGCAACAUGGCUUACCAGGGUGUCUUUGCGCAAGAAGGUGUCAUUGAGAAGGCCAUGGACAUUGUCGGAGCUGAUAUUGUUGGUACCCUCGUGGAUGCUCCUCUCUCCCUUCACAAGGAUGGCGUCCGCGUCCUUCCCAUGGACACUGUUCUCCCUACCAAAGGUACCGGCGUCGUCACCUCUGUCCCGUCGGAUAGCCCCGACGACUUUGCCACGGUCACAGACCUGGCCAAGAAGUCCGAAUACUACGGUAUCCAGAAGGAGUGGGCCGAGCUCGAAAUCUUCCCCAUCAUCGAGACCCCCUCCUACGGCGACCUGUGCGCUCCCUUCCUCGUCAAGAAGCUCAAGAUUGCUUCUCCCAAGGACACCAAGCAGCUCGAGGAAGCCAAGGAGCUUGCCUACAAGGAGGGAUUCUACCAGGGCAUCCUCAAGGUCGGCGCGUACAAGGGCGAAAAGGUCGAAGUCGCCAAGCCCAAGGUUCGCGCCGACAUGAUGGCUGCCGGCCAGGCCUUUGCCUACUCUGAGCCCGAGCGCAAGGUUAUCUCUCGAUCUGGGGACGACUGCAUUGUGUCUCUAAUGGAUCAGUGGUACCUAGACUACGGCGAGGAGGAGUGGAAGAAGACCGCCCUCGAGUGGGUGGACAACGGCCUGGACUCCUUCUCAGCCGAUACCAAGAACGCCCUCGAGGGUGUUCUCAACUGGCUCAACCAGUGGGCUUGCGCUCGCUCAUUCGGCCUCGGCACGAAGCUGCCCUGGGAUCCUCAAUUUAUUGUCGAGAGUCUGAGUGACUCGACCAUUUACAUGUCGUACUAUACUGUUGCCCACUUUUUGCAUAGCGAUCUGUUUGGUACCAAGCCUGGCAAGUUUAACAUUUCGGCACACCAGAUGACGGACAAUGUUUGGGACUACAUUUUUUGCCGCCGCGACUUUGACGAGUCUGUUCUCAAGGAGUCUAAUAUUUCACGCGAAAACCUUGAGAGCAUGCGUCGUGAGUUUGAAUACUUUUACCCUGUCGAUAUGCGUGUGUCUGGCAAGGAUCUCCUACCCAACCACUUGACCUUUUUCCUCUACGUCCACUUGGCCAUGUUCCCUAGGGAGUAUUGGCCUCGUGGUAUCCGUGUCAAUGGCCACUUGACCCUCAACGGCGAAAAGAUGUCCAAGAGUACGGGCAAUUUCCUGACCCUCCAGGAGCUUGUGGCCAAGUAUGGUAGUGACGCGUCUCGUAUUGCCAUGGCUGACGCUGGUGAUGGUAUUGGUGACUGCAAUUUAGAGGAAGACGUCGCAGACAACAACAUUCUACGUCUAUAUAACCUGCGCGAGUGGUGCGAGGAGAUGAGCAACCCCGAGGCUGGCCUCCGUGAGGGUGCCAUCAACGACUUCCAGGAUGCACUCUUCAUCAACGACAUGAACGGUCUCGCACGCGAGUCGGUUGAGCAGUACAAGGAGACCAACUUCAAGCUUGCGCUCAAGGCUGGUCUGUACGAGUUGAUUACGGCCCGAGACUUUUACCGUGAGGCCUGCACGGCUGCCAACAUCAAGAUGCACAAGGAGACGGUGUUGCGGUAUAUUGAGGUACAGGCACUCCUUCUUGCCGUUGUGGCGCCUCACUGGGCCGAGUACAUCUGGCUCGAGGUGCUCAAGAAGGACAAGUCGAUCCAGCACGCGACGUUCCCUAAAAUGGACGAGGUCGACUCGGCGCUGUCGGCUAAACGCGACUACGUGCGCAACACGGCAUCCAACAUCAACUCUGCUGAGGGCCAGCAGCUGAAGAAGAAGCUCAAGGGCAAGGAAACGGCGUUUGACCCCAAGAAGCCCAAGAAGCUGACGAUUUACCUUUCGGCGACGUUUCCGGCGUGGCAGGCAAAGUACCUGACGCUCCUCCAGGAGAUGUGGGAUCCUUCGACAAAGUCGACCAACGACAAGGAGCUUAACGGCAAGAUUGGCAAGAUGGGCGAGAUGAAGAAGGCGAUGCCGUUUGUGCAGGGGCUGAAGCGCCGCCUGACAAUGGGCGAGCCGGUGUCGGUGGUGCUGGAGCAGAAGUUGGCGUUUGACGAGAAGCAGACGCUUCUACAGAUGGUGCCGAGCUUGAAGCGCGGCGCGGGGCUGGCGGGCAUCGAGCUUCUGGCGGUGGAGGAGGGCGGCAAGAAGGGGACGAGUCUCCUGGACGGCAAGACGGUGGACAUUAACAAUGUGCUCGCCGAGAAUGCGGUGCCUGGGAACCCUACGUUUGUGUUUGAGAAUAUCGAGGCUUAG